Anopheles stephensi (Asian malaria mosquito) is the source of this 2395-nucleotide messenger RNA. It is a transcript of the gene T3dh, whose product is annotated as probable hydroxyacid-oxoacid transhydrogenase, mitochondrial. Gene Ontology annotation, molecular function: alcohol dehydrogenase (NAD+) activity; metal ion binding. The coding region runs from base 279 to 1670 and encodes 463 amino acids. Gene Ontology annotation, cellular component: mitochondrion. Lineage: Eukaryota; Metazoa; Arthropoda; Insecta; Diptera; Culicidae. The transcript is spliced from 4 exons. The record is from RefSeq and is a predicted model, not a curated record.
UAACUUUACAACGAAUGUCUCCAGUUCAAUUUCCACAAUUUCUGAACAAUUCAAAAAUAAUUCCUUAUUUAAUUCAAAAAUACUACCAACAUUUGCACGAAUCGCCCUAGUGAUCACCCCCUUAGCUCGAAGUUUCGCUGCCCGCCUGCCUGCCAGUGAUCUCACAUCUACAUGCAAACGUUCGUGCAAACAGCUGUGUUGAUGAACGGUGUUGUUAUUAUGGUGCGCGCGAUAGGGUAGCGAGAUACAUUUAAUCUUCCGUUGAUAGCGCAACCAGAAUGUGGAACCGUGGAAGAAUCGUCAGCCUAAUGCGAACCGUGGCUAAUGGCAGUUGUAGCUGUCCAGCACAUUCGCGCCCUGUUGUCAUCAACCAGCACGCCCCGCCAUCCAAGAAUGAUACCGCGUUUGAAAUGUCCUCCUCGACCAUUCGCUACGGCCCAGGGGUAACUCGCGAGCUGGGACAUGAUUUGCAGAACCUUAACGCGAAACGCGUUUGCGUUGUGAGCGAUCGGAAUGUGCUACAGUUGGGCUCGGUGAAGGUGGGACUCGAUUCGUUGACCCGGGCCGGCAUCGAGACGGUGCUGUUCGACCAGGUACGGGUGGAACCGACCAACGAAAGCCUCCAGACAGCGAUCGACUUUGCACGAGCGCACCAGUUCGAUGCGUACGUAGCGAUCGGCGGUGGUUCCGUCAUCGAUACCUGCAAGGUAGCUAACCUGUACAGUGCCGACCGGGAUGCGGAAUUCCUCGACUACGUGAACGCCCCGAUCGGGCAGGCAAAGGAGGUAACCGUGCCGCUGAAACCGCUGAUCGCGGUACCGACCACCGCCGGCACGGGUUCGGAAACGACCGGCGUUGCCAUCUUCGACCAUAAACCGCUGCACGCAAAGACGGGAAUUUCCAGCAAAGCGUUACGACCCAUCCUAGGGCUUGUCGAUCCACUGCACACACUGUCCCAGCCGGAAAAGGUAGCCGCGUACUGUGGGUUCGACGUGUUCUGUCACGCGCUGGAAAGUUUCACCGCCAUCCCGUACACCGAGCGAGGUCCGGCACCGGCCAAUCCAAAGCUAAGACCCCCGUACCAGGGUAGCAAUCCCAUCUCGGACGUUUGGGCACGGUUUGCGCUGCAGACGAUCGCCAAACACUUCCGGCGCGCUGUGUUCCGCGCGGAUGAUCUUGAGGCACGGUCCCAGAUGCACCUGGCCUCGACGAUGGCGGGCGUUGGAUUUGGAAAUGCCGGUGUCCAUCUGUGCCAUGGGCUGUCGUACCCGAUAGCUGGGCUGGUGAAGCAAUUUAUCCCACAAGGUUACACCGGCAGCCAUCCGAUCAUCCCGCACGGACUGUCGGUGGUGAUGACAGCGCCGGCUGUGUUUCGGUUUACCGGAGCAAGCUGUCCAGAUCGGCAUUUGGAGGCGGCCGGUAUUUUGGGAGCAGAUGUAUCCAAGAGCCACCGUAAGGAUGCGGGAGCCAUCCUUUCCGACAUCGUACGCCAGUACAUGCACGAUCUUCACAUCGAAAAUGGCCUAUCCGCGCUCGGGUUCAAUUACUCCGACAUCCCAGCGCUCGUCAAGGGAACACUGCCCCAGGAGCGUAUCACCAAGCUAGCACCCCGCGGUCAAUCGAAGGAAGAUCUCGCCGGGCUGUUUGAACAGUCGCUUACCGUGUACUAGCGGCAGGAAGUUGCAGGUCGUCCUAACGGGAGGAACGGUGUCACGAGUUCAUAUUUCUUAUCCCACGGUGCUGGACCCACGGUUGGUAGUCACGGCAGGCAAUCGCCGUUUGAAGCUGGGUACUGUUUCACACACGACACCAUGAAUGAUUUCUGCGCGCGAUGGCACUUGCCCAGUACGUUCCCAACGGCACUGUUUACGUGAAACGUGCUCGCGUCAUACCCAUCGGCAACGAGCCAUCACUUCACGGGUAAUGAUGAUACAUACAUCAGCUAAUGAUCGCACAUUUCUUCACCCUGCUUUUUCGGACGGCUUGGCUGUGCUGUUGUUUACUUAAGGAUGCUCUUAGCGGUUUGAAAGAUUUACACUUGCCCCCGCUCGGGAAAGCGCUGCUGGAAGAACUUCGGUUCGGUUUUCUUACUCUCUUGCACACGUGCGCGAGUCGCCACACUACAGGUACCUCAUCAUAACAACAAGUUUCUGCAACACUCAACCCAACGUGUAGGAGGAACCAGACAGAUCGUUACAUUAGGACAAACGAAACAAAACUAAACAUCAAUGCGAGGGGCUCUGUGCUUUCUGCAGUAAACUACCCGCAAACGUAUUGGAUUUUACGACAAAGCAACAAUUCCUGGCGUAAUGUUGAAGCAUUUUCUCUCAAAAUAGCAUAGCAGCGGGAAGACUUCUUUCGAUAAAGUUACAUAUCCAGUGGUCGCUUCAUGGCA